This is a messenger RNA of Lycium ferocissimum, 2467 nucleotides long. Its product is annotated as embryonic protein DC-8-like. The transcript is spliced from 7 exons. NCBI's taxonomy places the organism in Eukaryota, Viridiplantae, Streptophyta, Magnoliopsida, Solanales, Solanaceae. Bases 123 to 2216 code for a protein of 697 amino acids. The record is from RefSeq and is a predicted model, not a curated record.
GUGUCACACCCUCAUCAGUCUCAAUAUCACACAAUCUUUCAAGUCCAAAAAGAAAAAGGAAAAAAAAAACAACCAAGCAAAAUCAGUUGAUUAAAAAUUAGUCGUACUUUUUAUUACCACCAAUGGCUUCAGAACAAGCAAGAAGAGAACACAUUGUUGAUGAACAUCAAAUCCAAAUCAAGAAAACAAGAGACCCUAAAAGGGGUACUAAUGUAAAAGUCCAAGUUGGAACUGAUUUUCACCUUGCUGGUCCUGGUGCAAUUCAUAUCACAAAUGCUGCUACUAGUAAAAGUGAUGGCUCCGCCACUGAGCCUACUCCUGGUGCUCAUGAUAAACAUGAGAAGCAUUCUUUUGGUCAUCAACAACAUCAGAAGCACAAGCAACAACAUGGAUUUGAAGAGAGGCCAGGGGGUGUAAAGUUUGAAGUGCAUGGCCAGAGACAGAAGGGUACUGAUGAUACAAAGCACAAAAGCCAAAUGGAGCAGUCCACAGAAGCGGCAUUGCAUAAUGCAAGUCAGGGACUUGGUUCCGCAGGUUCUUAUGCAACAGAAAAAGGUGCACAAGCCAAAGACAGUAUGACACGCGGCGUUCAAAGUGGAUAUGACUAUGUUGCUGACAAGGCUGGAGCUGCUAAAAACACAGCCCUUGAUAAAGGUGCUUACGGAACAGCAAAAGGUCGACAAGCCAAAGACAGUAUGACACAUGGCGGUCAAAGUGGAUAUGAGUAUGUUGCUGAUAAGGCUGGAGCUGCUAAAAACACAGCCCUCCAGAAGGGCGAGCAAGCUUAUGCUGCUACUACAGACACCCUCUCAAAUGCAGGACAAAAUGUAGUUCAAUCAGCACAACAAGCUAAAGAUUAUACUCUUUCAAGAGCAGGUCAAACUGCAGAUUAUGCUAAAAACACAGCACUUGAGAAAGGUCAGCAAACUUAUGCUGCAUCUAAAGAUACCCUUUCUAGUGCUGGACAAACUGCAGCUCAAUCAGCCAAAAAGGCUAAAGAUUAUGCUAAAGAUACAGCUUUUCAGAAGGGUCAUCAAGCUUAUGCUGCUACUACAGACACCCUUUCAAGUGCUGCACAAACUGCAGAUUAUGCUAAAAACAUAGCUCUUGAGAAGGGUCAGCAAGCUUACUCUACAACUAAAGAUACCCUCUCAAGUGCUGGACAAAAUACACUUCAAUCAGCAAAGAAGGCUAAAGAUUAUACCCUUCAAAAGACCGGAGAGGCUAAAGAUUAUGCUAAGGACACAGCUUUUGAGAAGGGCCAAGAAGCAGAUCAUGCUAAAAACAUAGCUCUUGAGAAGGGUCAACAAGCUUACUCUACAACUAAAGACACCCUUUCAAGAACUGGCCAAACUGCAGUUCAAUCAGCACAAAAGGCUAAAGAUUAUGCUAAGGACACAGUUCUUGAUAAGGGUCACCAAGCUUAUGCUGCUACUACAGAUACCUUUUCAAUUGCUGGACGAACUGCAGCUCAAUCAGCCAAAAAGACUAAAGAUUAUACCCUGCAAAGUGCAGAGGUUGCGGCGGAAAAGAGCAAGAAUGCAGCAAGCUAUGUCGGGCAGAAAGCAGUAGAAGCGAAAGACGUCACAUUAGAAACGGGCAAAGGAGCAUUAGGAUAUGCAGGGGAAGUAGCUGAGACUGUGAAGGAAAAAACUGCAGUGGCUGGCUGGGGUGCUGCACACUAUACAGCAGAAAAAGCUGCAGAUGCCACCAAAGCUGUGGUUGGUGCUGCUUCUAGUGUCGCAGGGUAUACUGGGGAAAAGGCGGUGGCCGCGAAGGAUGCAGUGGCUGGUGCUGGAAUGAAUGCUGUGGGAUAUGUUGAGAAUAAGGUGGCUGGUGCAAAGGAUUAUGUGGUUUCAACUGAAGAAAGUGCGGCAGAGUAUGCUGCUAGGAAGAAAGCUGAAGCCGAGAGGGAACUAGAAGCUAAGAGAUCAUACGAUUUCAAGGGAGAAAGUGAAGGUGGAUUCAUUAGUGAGCAAAAGCAAGAAACAAAGUGGGAAGAAGCCGAAAAUGAAGAAUUUCAAGACUUCACUCCUGAAGAAUCAGGAGGAGAGCAAAGCAAGCAGAAGCAAGGAGGGCUGUUAAAAGCCAUUGGUGAAACUAUAGUGGAGAUAGGCAAGACAGCAACAGAUCUUAUUGCUGGACGUGGGCAUUCUCAAAGUGGUAAUGAUCAUGAAUCAGUGCACAUGGAGAAGAAAGAAGAUCAGUCACAAUAGAAAUUUGGGCAUUUUGAGCCAUCUUAAUUGUUGUUUGUCAAGUGUUUUUAACUCUUUCAAAGGGUCAGUUUUGAGGAGCCCUAAUAUUAAGGGCUCUGAAACUUGUUUUUGUUGUUGGUUUAACUUUUUUCUUUUAAGAGUGACUGAUGUUUAGCUGGAGUUCAUACCCUUGUAGUCCUAUAAUGUGUCUAGCAGAGAAACAUCCUUUUGCUAGCAAAGACAGAAUAGUAUCCUCUUUUUUUUGGAUCAUC